AUGGGAAACGCCCCUAGUUCACCAGCUCACGCAUGCCUGCUCUCCGCCGUCGGGAAUGACUCGUCCCUUCUGGCUUUUCCGAGCCAGCCUUUUUACGAGUCGACCGCUGCUAACCCAUACAAUCUGAACUGGCCCAUCUACCCGGCCGUCGUCGCAACCCCGAAAACUACAGAACAGGUUGCUGGCAUCGUAAAAUGUGCUGUCGAAUAUGACCAUAAGGUCCAGGCAAAAAGUGGAGGUCGUAGCUAUGCGAACUUCGGUCUCGGCGGAGUGAACGGUGAAGUCGCGAUUGAUAUGAAGCAUUUCCAGCAGUUCUCGCUAGAUAAUUCAACUUACAUGGCCACUAUCGGACCAGGCCUGCAACUCAGCGACGUAACACGGAAGCUGAACGAUGCCGGCGGAAGAGCCAUGCCGUAUGGCGCUGUCCCCGAGAUAGGUGUCGGCGGCCAUUUCACCAUCGGUGGGCUCGGCACAUACUCGCGCCUGUGGGGUUCAGCACUAGAUAAUAUUGAGGAAGCAGAGGUCGUCCUGGCCAACUCAAGUAUCGUGCGCACCUCCAAGGAGUCCUACCCAGACGUCUUCUUUGCUAUUAGGGGCGCGGCUGCGAGCUUUGGGAUUGUGACCGAGUUCAAAGUGCGUACUUAUCCGUCGCUCAGCCAGACGGUCCAGUAUAAGUACGAGUUUAGCAUUGGCAGUUCCACCGAGCGGGCAAACUUGUACAUGGCCUGGCAGGACUUAUGCUCGCAGAAGAACCUGACGCGCAAGUUUGACACGCGGAUGAUCGUUACGGAGGGUACGAUGAUAAUUCUGGGGCAGUUUCACGGCUCGAAGGAGGAGUAUGAACAACUGGGACUUGAAAAACGCCUUCCCGCUUCAAAUGCCGGCAAUGUGAUCGUGCUCACCGACCCGCUCGCUAUGCUAGGACACGAUAUAGAAAAAUUGGCCACUGGCAUCGUCGGAGGGGUACCGUUAAACUUUUACGAGAAGUCGUUGUCCUUCGAGACGGAUAAGCUUCCGCCGAAUUCGACAGUGCAGGAAUUAUUCCACUAUCUGGAUACGGCUGAUAAAGGGACCCCAACAUGGUUUGUGGUAAUCAGCAUAGCGGGCGGCGCAACUAACGACGUCCCUGUCCAUGCCACCGCGUACGCCCAGCGAAAUGUCAUGUUUUAUGUGGAGUCCUUUGGAGUCAACCUCCUGGGCCGCGUGUCAGAGACAACCGUCGACUUCCUCGACGGAAUUAAUAAACUUGUCACGAAGACGGUUCCGGGAGCUGAUAGAAACGUCUACCCUGGAUUCGUCGAUCCGUUCUUACCCAAUGCCCAGGAGGCGUAUUGGGGCCGUAAUUUGCCAAAAUUGCAAGAAAUCAAGGCUGCUAUUGAUCCGAACGAUGUGUUCCACAACCCGCAGAGUGUGCGCCCAGCGGAGGUGGACCGCCAGCUGGCCUGGCAUUCCUGCCACGUCCUGUCUGAGGAGGAGGAGACAUGUUCGCGGCUGAUAUGCUUGCACGGAUGGUCCCUAGCUGCAUCGGCCGACUUGUUCGCUGACGAAGGUCGCAUGUUGGAGGAGCGUUUUGCCCAGAUCAGAGGCAUUAUGUUGUUGAAGCGUCUCAAACCACUGCGACGUCUCCCCGAUGACGUCGAGAACUUGGAGCGAACAUGA
Molecule: messenger RNA, 1659 nt
Organism: Penicillium canescens
Lineage: Eukaryota; Fungi; Ascomycota; Eurotiomycetes; Eurotiales; Aspergillaceae
Product: FAD-binding oxidoreductase
Exons: 4
Coding region: 1-1659 (552 amino acids)
Molecular function (GO): oxidoreductase activity; FAD binding
Source: RefSeq, a predicted model, not a curated record